GUCUUUUCGCUUGGAAUUACAUUCGCUGAACUAGCAAGUACGUAACAGAAUGCCUGUCAUUGUGUAUUAAGUUUGUUUGAUUGCGCAAUUUCAGAUUUUCGCGAACAAUAAAAUGCCAAUUUUCAUUUACCUACCACUCCGAUGAUUCCGGGAAUCGUGUCAAUCUCCGGCUUAUCAUUGUGGCCGCAUCAAAAUAUACUAUCGCGACAUAUUAUGUCGAAGACGUGGAAAAACAUCAUCUAGAGAUGACUCGCGCGUGAAACGAAGAUAAGAGAAAAGUCGUCCUACAAAACUAUAAAAAAUCUCAGUUAAGCGUUAGAGCUCCAUGCGGUAAGAAGAUUGCACAUUCCUUUUACGUUUAUUCAGAUAUAUCAAAGCUAACACUGGAAAAUAUAAUUUAAAACAUACUUAAGCGUCAUACAAAAUUAUUUUGGUCAAUUGAUGUGUGCAAAAGUUAUCAAAAAUAUCUAUAAAAAUUAAUAGCUUAUGUCAGAGUGAUUAAUUUAACUUUUCUCUAUAGCCAAAUUGACCUUCCUGCGGGAUAACUUAACAAAGUCGAUUUCUUUUAGUGGGCUAUAAUGGAAUACAGAGAUUUUUUCAUACAACACGCUCCACCUUUUAAAUUCUUUGCCAAUUAUGGUCAUUACGUAUUAACAACUUUAAUACUUGUCAUCUUGAUUAAUUUGUUGUGGGACUCAUGGCGAAAGAAAGAAUCAGACAAUGCCAACAAGCGAAUUGUCGCUAACGGCAACGAGAAUUACUCGUCGAACGAAUUGAAACCCGACGAAGACUUUGAUAAAUAUCGAGAAUUAUCGGAAGAUGACGGGGACAAACCGUACCUGCCGGCCGAUCUGGAACAUGUCGCAUUUACAUACACGCGUCCAUCUGAAAUGGAAAUGUGUCGAAAAUCCCAUGAGUUUUACGAGAUCGUCAAUGCUCGGCGUACAAUACGCUUCUUUAGUAGCGACCCAGUCUCGAAAGAGGUUAUUCGAAAUAUCAUAAAAGCUGCUGGUACAUCGCCAAGUGGAGCACACACAGAGCCAUGGACAUUCGUAGUUGUUUCUAAUCCAACAAUAAAACAAGAGAUUCGUGAAAUUGUAGAGCACGAAGAAGAAAUCAACUAUACGAAACGUAUGGGUAAGAAGUGGACGAGCGAUUUGAAACCCUUGAGAACCGACUGGCACAAAGAAUAUUUAACAGAUGCACCUUACCUGAUUCUUGUAUUUAAGCAAGAUUACGGAUACCUUCUCAAUGGAAAACGUAAAGUACACUACUAUAAAGAAAUGAGCGUUGCUAUUGCCUGUGGCAUCCUCAUUACUGCAAUUCAGUAUGCUGGCCUGGUAACAUUGACAUCAACACCGUUAAAUUGCGGGCCAGCUUUACGAAUCUUAUUGUCUCGACCUGCGAACGAGAAGCUUGUUUUACUACUUCCCGUUGGCUACCCAGACAAAAAUGCAACAGUUCCAGAUCUUCAUAGAAAAGAUCUUGAUGAUAUUCUUGUCGAAUUUGAAUGAAAACUUCACAAACUACGUCGUUACGCUUGCAACUUAAAAAUAUUUUGAUUCUAUAAAUUCAGGUUUUCUUUUCAAUGGCGCUGGUGAAAUUCAGCUAUGCAAAGACGACAAGACCAGGAUCCUUCAGGAGGUGAAGUUAGUGGUGGGGCAAGACAAUACAUGUGGUAACCUCGAUCACAGUCGUCGCAGAAUAAUAGCUG
Messenger RNA from Phymastichus coffea, 1714 nucleotides. RefSeq names its product iodotyrosine deiodinase 1 (gene Iyd). The transcript has 6 exons. Lineage: Eukaryota; Metazoa; Arthropoda; Insecta; Hymenoptera; Eulophidae. Gene Ontology annotation, molecular function: oxidoreductase activity. The record is from RefSeq and is a predicted model, not a curated record. Bases 579 to 1514 code for a protein of 311 amino acids.